Molecule: messenger RNA, 5464 nt
Organism: Argiope bruennichi
Lineage: Eukaryota; Metazoa; Arthropoda; Arachnida; Araneae; Araneidae
Product: kinesin heavy chain-like
Exons: 27
Coding region: 308-3325 (1005 amino acids)
Biological process (GO): microtubule-based movement
Molecular function (GO): ATP binding; microtubule binding; microtubule motor activity
Source: RefSeq, a predicted model, not a curated record
GCGAGCAGCUCCAGCGGAGAGAGAAAGGUGUCACCCUCCCGAAAUCUCUCACUUUUUAUACACAGAAUUUUUUCUCUCCGCAUAUCAUAGAAAUUCCUCUUCAAGAAACUGCAGAUUCUUCCACCCCCUAGUUAAUAAUUUUCAAAUAACCCGCCAAAUAGUUAUUAAAUUUUAUUCAAGAAGCAGUUUGGCGACUAGAAUGAGUGAGCUCCGUAGGGUGUAGCGCUAUUCCCUAGUUUGUCAAAAAGGAGGUGAAUUAUUGUGUAGUCAAGACUUGUUUCGUUAGAAGGAUCAUCAAAAGAAGACGAUGAAUGAACCACCGUCAGAAUGCAACAUCAAGGUGGUCUGCAGGUUCCGACCCCUCAGUUCGUCGGAGGAGAAGGCUGGCAGUAAAUUCAUAGCGAAAUUUCCGCCGAGCGAAGAUUGCGUGAACGUAGGGGGCAAAGUGUACAUAUAUGAUAAAGUAUUCAAGCCCAAUGCAACACAGGAAAAGGUUUAUAAUGAAGCUGCGCAACAGAUCGUCAAAGAUGUGCUCAUGGGCUAUAACGGAACUAUUUUCGCAUACGGACAAACAUCAAGUGGCAAAACACAUACGAUGGAAGGUAUCUUAGGAGAUCACAUUCAGCAAGGUAUUAUUCCUCGAAUUGUGAACGAUAUAUUUAACCAUAUUUAUUCAAUGGACGAAAAUAUUGAGUUCCACAUAAAGAUCUCCUAUUUUGAAAUAUAUCUAGACAAAAUCAGGGAUUUGCUUGAUGUGUCAAAGACAAAUCUUUCUGUACAUGAAGAUAAAAACAGAGUUCCUUUCGUCAAGGGUGCAACAGAGAGAUUUGUUACAAGUCCAGAAGAAGUCAUGGAAGUAAUUGAUGAAGGAAAAUCCAACAGGCACAUUGCAGUAACAAAUAUGAAUGAACACAGUUCUAGAAGUCACAGUGUAUUUUUAAUCAAUGUGAAACAGGAAAAUUUGGAAAAUCAAAAGAAACUAAGCGGGAAGCUAUAUUUGGUAGAUUUAGCUGGUAGUGAGAAGGUUAGCAAAACAGGAGCAGAAGGUAUGGUUUUAGAUGAAGCAAAAAACAUUAAUAAAUCUCUUUCAGCCUUGGGUAAUGUAAUAUCUGCAUUAGCUGAUGGAAAUAAAUCACAUAUACCUUAUCGAGACAGUAAACUAACGAGGAUUUUGCAAGAAUCUCUUGGAGGCAAUUCACGUACUACCAUCAUCAUUUGUUGCUCCCCUGCUUCAUUCAAUGAAUGUGAAACCAAAUCCACACUUGAUUUUGGCCGAAGAGCAAAGACAAUUAAGAAUACUGUUGUUGUCAAUGAAGAGUUAACAGCAGAAGAAUGGAAGAGAAGGUAUGAGAAAGAAAGAGAGAAAGCCUUGCGUACAAAAGCUCAGCUGACUCGUGCCGAGUAUGAAUUAAGUAGAUGGAGAAAUGGAGAACAUGUACCUCAUGAAGAGCAGCUCUUAAUGAAAGACAUAAUGGAGAACAGCACAACUAGCCUUACAGACAACAUUCCCGUGUCUAAUAUUAUUCCAACAAAUACUCAAGUUUCUGCAGAGCCUUUGAGCAAUGCUGAACGUGUGAAAUUUGAAGAGGAAAGAAGCCGUUUAUAUGCUCAGCUGGAUGAGAAAGAUGAUGAGAUUGAUCGCCAGAGUCAACUGAUUGAGAAGCUGAAAGAACAAAUGCUAGAGCAGGAAGAGUUGAUAACAUCAACUCGAAAAGAUUAUGAAGCUCUACAACAAGAAAUGAACAGGAUUCAACAAGAGAAUGAAUCUGCUAAAGAGGAAGUGAAAGAAGUUUUGCAGGCUUUGGAAGAAUUAGCUGUAAAUUAUGACCAAAAAUCACAGGAAGUUGAAACCAAGAACAGAGAAUUUGAAACCUUAAAUGAGGAACUCAGUCAAAAAUUGUCUCAACUGAACACAGCUCAGAAUGAACUGCAACAAAUGAAAGAUCAAACUCUUCAUCAACGCAAGAGAGUAACAGAGAUGCUUACAAGCCUACUGAAGGAUCUUGGAGAAGUUGGCCAUGUACUUGGGAAUAACUCAGUAGAAACUAAAUUUUCAGCUGAAGUGUCUGGAAAAAUAGAAGAAGAAUUUACUGUAGCUAGACUUUUUAUUAGUAAAAUGAAAUCUGAAGUUAAAGCACUCACUACACGGUGUCAUCAACUUGAAGCCUUUCAGGCGGAUUGCAAUAAAAAGAUUGAAAUAAAUGAAAAAGAGCUUGCUGAAGGUCGACUAUUGAUAAGUCAGUAUGAAGCAAAGAUGAGAACCUUGCAAGAGACUAUGAAGGAUGUUGAUGCCAAAAAACGAGCUCUUGAAGAAUCAGUUGAUGCUCUCAAUGAAGAAUGUGCUAAAUUGAAAGCAGCUGAGGAAAUGCAUAUAAUAACUUCAAAAGAAAAAGAAAAGCUGAAAGACUCUGCUGAAAAAAUGAAAGAAGCUUUGGAACAACAAAUUGAAAAACACAGAGAAGCACAUCAGAAGCAACUGUCUACAUUGCGUGAUGAAAUAGCUGAGAAGGAAAAUCAAAUCAAUAAACUAAGAGAUGUUAAUCAGAAGCUUACAUUAGCUCAGGAACGACUCCAACAGGAAUAUGAUAAACUAAAGAGUGAGGAACUGGAGAAGAGUGCAAAAUUGCAAGAGUUGAUGUUUAUGAAUGAAAAGAGAGAACAGGCUCGUCAGGAUCUCAAAGGUCUUGAAGAAACUGUUUUGAAAGAAUUGCAAACUUUGCACAACUUGCGCAAACUGUUCGUUCAGGAUCUACAAAGCAGGGUGAAGAAAUCUGCAAUGGGAGAAGAAAAUGAGGAAGCCAAUGGUACUCCUGCACAGAAACAAAAGAUUGCAUUCCUUGAAAAUAAUUUGGAUCAACUUACUAAAGUUCACAAACAACUCGUGAGAGAUAAUGCUGAUCUUCGUUGUGAGUUGCCAAAAUUAGAGAAAAGAUUACGUGCAACUAUGGAUAGGGUGAAAUCUUUGGAGACAGCUCUAAAAGAAGCCAAAGAAAGUGCAAUGCGCGACAGGAAAAGGUAUCAGUAUGAGGUAGAUCGUAUUAAAGAAGCUGUUCGCCAAAAGAAUAUAACUAGAAGGGGUCAUAUGGCUCAAAUUGCUAAGCCAAUUCGUGCUGGUCAGCCUCAUCUUGUGGGUGCUGGUUUUAGAACUGGAAUCAUUCCUAUGUUAAAUAUAUCUUUCAGGGCAAACUUAGGAAGAAAUGACAAUAGGCGGGUUAUCUCAGAGAAAAUAAUCAAUGAAAUUGAAAUCACACCUAUAAAGACUUUUGAGAAGAUCUCAAAUGAGAACAAUUUCACUGAAAAACCUGAGGAAAUUAAUGUAAGUUAAUGCAGAGAGAGCUUGUGAUAUCUUAAAGAACUGUUUGUCCUCUCUGUUAUCUGUUAGAACACUUUUAGCAACCCAAUGUCCUGCAAUUGUUUUUUGACCUAUCACCUGCUUUGGAGCUACAGAAUCGCACUGGAUCAUUUCAUUUGGCUUCAGAGGCGAUAUUUUGUUUCAACUAUGUUGCUUAUGUAUCUAGCAGUGAAUUGAACUUCAUAGAAUUCAUUUGACUCGGUGUGCAAUUUAUGUUAAACAUUUAAUUUAAUUUAUUUUUUUGUCUUCAUUUGUUUCACAGAUAAGUUAAUGAAGAAAUAUUAAAUUAUUAACAAUAGUUAAUGUUCUUUUAUCAUUUGGAGGAAAAAUAUCUCAAUUCCUUUGUAAAAUUUUAUUUAUCUUCAAAAAAUUUGAUAAAUCCAAAAUAUUGCUAAUAAAACUUCAUAUAUUCCAUGCAAACAAAAGAUUCUCAUUAGAUAUUUUGCUGGUACUUCACACCGUAAAUCUUUAUAAUACAUAGAGAAAUUUCUUUUUUCACUUUUAAAUUAUAUUAUUUUCUUUUUUCUUGGGUUAUUAGUUUCUUUCAUUUAUUUACUAACUUUUACAAUUAUUCCUUCAUCUUGUGUGAUAGACUGUUCCUCGAAUUAAGAUUUUGGAAAAUGUUCACUUUUAGUUUAUUUUCAAUCCAAAUAUUUUUUAAAAAAAUUUUAUUUGAAAAAAAAAUUGUGUUAGUUUUAUUUAAAGAUAAGUUUUGUGCAAACUAUUUCUUUCAUUUUCCUUCUGUUUAAAAAAAUUGUGUGGAAAUAUGUGAUCAGCUGCUAUUGUACAUCAAAAAUAUCUGUUAUGCAGAUUGUGUACAAUAUGCAAAGCUGUCUUUGUCGAAACGCAAGGGAAAAUAUUUUAUUAUAACUUUGGCAUUUGUGCUAUUUAUAUAAAACUUUAAAAUUUGUUUGAUUAAAUAAAUAAAGAGACUAUUUUCGUCUCAUAUUUAUUCAGGUGCUUCUUUUUGUUUGAAUGUGCAAUUUAGUCAGAUCUCAUCUACGGCAUAUGUAAUUAUGUAAAUAAGUGUACUUAUUCGAUUUGCUAAUAUAUUUAUUUUGAUGCACAGAUUUAUUUAUUUUGUAUUACAUGAAUGUGUUAUGUAUUUAUUUUCAAAAUACAAAGUGUCUUAUAAAUUAUUUCAAUCAUAUGAAUGAUCCUCUUCCUUUGGUACAAUUCCCGAAUACCAUCGCAUGAUAAAAUAAUAUGAAGCUAAUAAUGUUUAGGUUUUAGAAGGGUGGGGUCCCCAAUAUAUAUUGCAGCAUUAGAAUUUUUUAAAUUAAUAUUAAAUAUUAUUUAACUCAUUUUAAGUUGAAAUCUAAAAUGAUUUUAGAUUAUUAUUCUUUUUUUUAAUGCUUUGAUUGAUUUUAAUUUCUUUACAUGCUUUUUUUAGCAUAUAUUUUUAAAUAAUAUAAUAUUAUAUGUAAUAGCUCUGGGGUAUUGCUAUGUACAUAAAUAAUUUUUUAGUUUUUAAUGCAUAUUAAAUAUUUUAAUUCGAUUUUUAAAUUAUUUUCAUAAGCCACAAUUAAAAUCCAAUUGAUUUUUGAAAGUAAUUUAAGUGGUAUUUUGCAUUCUCUAACUAUACAUUUUAAUCAUCAGUCAUGUAGAGUUCUCCAAGUACUUAUAUUGUUAUUUAUUGAAUAAAAUAUAAAUAAGUUAAGUUAUAUUGAUAGAAAAAUUGUUUCUUGUGAUUACUGGGACCACAGAUAGAUAAAAGUGUGAUUCUUGAGUUGCUGCACAUGUUUAUUUCAUUUCCUGUCUUUUAUAUUAUGUUUCUUCACUUUCUGAGAAUAAAUGCAAAGUAUAUAUGACUAAUACUAACCAAUGUUUUGCUUGUAUGAAGUACUGGCUUAAUGAACAUUUAGCUGCUGGCUUGUAGAAGUUGAAUCUGAUGUAAAUAUGUUUCUGCAAAUAUAUGUCAUCCUCUAAUUUUUGUAACUGUCUUCAAAAAUCUCUCUUGAUUGCAACAGAAGGAAGUGUUAUUUAAUGUUAUGUUUUUGCACUGUGUUCUGUAACAAAGAGUCUAUUUCAAACUAUGUAACUGCAGUGAUUGCUUUGUGAGAACUCGUGUGCAAAAUGAUAUGUGGCUUCGUAAUAAAGUCAUGUCUAUUA